This is a messenger RNA of Mollisia scopiformis, 1245 nucleotides long. RefSeq lists its product as uncharacterized. Bases 187 to 1125 code for a protein of 312 amino acids. NCBI's taxonomy places the organism in Eukaryota, Fungi, Ascomycota, Leotiomycetes, Helotiales, Mollisiaceae. The record is from RefSeq and is a predicted model, not a curated record. The transcript has a single exon.
UGUUCAAGGGGGUAUAUAUUUCUCACAUUUCCUUUGUCUAUUGAUUGUUAUUCAUUCGCAACAAGCAAACACUUCAGUCUCAAGUCAAUUGCUUCUCUAUCCAACACUUUCAAAGCUUUCGCAAGAUUUGUUACUUCUCAAGCUUUUUACAAUCAAGCAGUCUUGUUAUCAAUUCAUACCUUCAAGAUGACUCUCACGUAUCGAAAUGAUGUCUCUAUUGCAGAGCUUGUCUUUUAUAUCCCGAGUCUCUUCGUCGCUAUCUACCUCGCAAUCACGCAUGGGUUCCGCCGCAACUCAGGAUGGAUUUAUCUUAUCCUUUUCUGUCUUGCCCGAAUCAUCGGUCCUAUCAUGCAACUAGCUACAAUCAAAAACCCCGACAGCGUCAGUCUCUAUACCGGCUCCGCAAUCCUCAACAGCAUCGGAAUUUCUCCCCUCGAAAUCGCUACACUGGGUUUCCUCAGUCGCCUCCUCGACAGCAUCCACAAAUCAUACAACACAUUCCUCCACCCACGCAUGUUGCAGCUCGUUCAACUCAUCAUCGUCAUCGGUCUCAUUCUCGGUAUUGUCGGUGGCAUUGACGCUGGCAACAACUUUCAAUCAACAGGACAAUACCACCCAGGUACUCUCAACAAGGCCGGAACCAGUCUGCUGAUCGUCUCAUACGUCGCAAUCGUUAUCUUCACUAUCCUGAUUGCUUUCUUCGUCAAGCAUGCUGAAGCAGGCGAGCGCCGUCUCUUCGUCGCCGUCGCAAUCGCGCUCCCUUUCCUCCUCGUCCGCAUCGUCUACUCGGGUCUCAGCACCUUCUCCAGAAAUUCCCGCUACAACAUCCUCACUGGCAACACCACCAUCUUCCUCUGCGUGGCUCUCAUCGAGGAAGCAAUUAUCGUGUUUAUCUUUGAGGUCAUGGGUGUGACAUUGAAGAAACAGGUUAAGGAACAACAUGUUGAGGCUCAGGCUGCGAGACAGGUCGAUAGCUCGAAUAGCGCUCAACCUAUGCAACCGAAGAAGGAGCAUAUGGCGUUGAGUAUUGCGAAGAAGACGAUCAUUGGCAGGAUCGUGAUGGCUAUCAUUGGGAGCGGGAAGAAGGAGGAGAGGAAUACCGAGAUGCAGCAACCUGCUCGUUAAUAGUGUCCUGGGGAGGGGACGGAUAAUAGGGAAGUGUAUGAAUAGUAGGAUGUGAUUGGCAUUAGCAUUGGCGCUUGGAGGAGCGUAUACUUGAGUUUCAUUUGUAUAUUUUUUAUAGAC